Messenger RNA from Pygocentrus nattereri (red-bellied piranha), 2100 nucleotides. It is a transcript of the gene nprl2, whose product is annotated as NPR2 like, GATOR1 complex subunit. Lineage: Eukaryota; Metazoa; Chordata; Actinopteri; Characiformes; Serrasalmidae. Gene Ontology annotation, molecular function: GTPase activator activity. Bases 41 to 1180 code for a protein of 379 amino acids. The transcript is spliced from 11 exons. The record is from RefSeq and is a predicted model, not a curated record. Gene Ontology annotation, biological process: cellular response to amino acid starvation; negative regulation of TORC1 signaling; positive regulation of autophagy. Gene Ontology annotation, cellular component: GATOR1 complex; vacuolar membrane.
AAAACCAUGACUGUUGGAGCCAGCUUCGCACUGUGCGAUCAUGGGGUCGAGCAGGCGCAUUGAAUGUAUAUUUUUCAGUGAAUUUCACCCAACUUUAGGGCCAAAGAUCACAUAUCAGGUUCCUGAGGAAUAUAUUUCAAGGGAGUUGUUCGAUACUGUGCAGGUCUACAUCAUCACCAAACCUGAACUCCAGAACAAGCUCAUUACAGUGACUGCGAUGGAUAAGAAACUCAUUGGCUGCCCGGUGUGCAUAGAGCAUAAGAAAUACAGUCGAAAUGCUUUACUCUUCAACUUAGGUCUUGUUUGUGAUGCUACAACUAAGACAUGCGCCCUAGAGCCCAUCGUCAAGAAAUUAUCAGGGUACCUGACAACACUGGAGCUUGAGAGCGGCUUCAUCUCAAAUGAAGAGAGCAAGCAGAAGCUCCUGCCCAUAAUGUCUACAUUACUGGAGGAGCUCAAUGCAACGGGGGCCUGCACCUUACCUAUUGAUGAGUCCAACACAAUUCACUUGAAGCUGAUUGAACAGAGGAAAGAUCCCAUGAUCGUUCAGGAAUAUGAUGUGCCGGUCUUCACCCAGAACAAAGACCACUUCAUCAAGUCCCAGUGGGAUCUCACCACCCAACAGAUCCUGCCCUACAUUGAUGGGUAUCGACACAUACAGAAGAUCUCUGCCGAAGCUGACGUUGAGCUGAAUUUGGUACGAAUCGCCAUUCAGAACUUACUGUAUUAUGGAGUUGUAACACUAGUGUCAAUAUUUCAGUACUCCAAUGUUUAUUGCACAACACCUAAAGUCCAGAGCCUAAUAGAUGACAAAUCUAUUCAAGAAGAAUGCCUUCACUACAUCAAUAAACCAGGACAGAGAGCCAGUCUCAGGGAUGUAUUUCAGCUAUAUUGUGGUUUGACUCCUGGAACUACAGUGCGUGAUCUGUGCUCUCGUUACUCCCAGCAGCUACAGAGAGUGGAUGAGAGGAAGUUGAUCCAGUUUGGUUUGAUGAAGGGCCUGAUUCGCCGACUUCAGAAGUAUCCAGUUAAAGUUGUUCGAGAUGAAAGAAGCCGUCCUCCCAGACUCUUUACUGGUUGCCAUAGUUAUGAUGAGAUCUGCUGCAAGACUGGAAUGAGUUACAAGGAACUGGAUGAGCGCUUAGAAAAUGAUCCCAACAUUAUCAUCUGCUGGAAGUGACGUCUUAUGAAAGAGGAACAAUGUAGAUAUGUUUAGAGACAUGCCUCCAGUUCAGGCGAUGGGCCAGACAACCUGUGGUUAGACUGAGCUGCAACAGCGGAACAGCGAUUGGAAAUAGAUGAGCAGAUGUGCGCGAGGACAGAGGAAAAGCUCCCAAAACAGACAUACUCCAUAUCCCCAAAAGUCUGUAGGCAACUAUUCAUCUUAUUCAUCUUCAGAUCAAUAUUAUUAAAAAAGAGCUUGUCCCCCUUUGCUGCAUAAACAUUUUCAGCUUUUCUGUGGAGGGCGUUACACUUGAUGAUAAAACAUGGCUGUGAGGAUGUGAUUGCAUCCAUGGCACAAAAGCAUUAAUGACGUCAGUUGGAUGUUUAGAUCAGGAUCACAAAUGCCACUCCAACAGUAUUAGAAGGUGCUUCACACUAGGGAAUGCAGUUCCACUGCUUCACAGCCUAGUGCUGGGCUUUAUACACCUCUAGUCAACACUUGACAAUGGGCUUGGUGACCUCAGGCUCAUGUACAGGUUCUCCAGAACAUCCCAUUCUACUGACAGUGCUUCUCUAUUAUAUAAGUUAUGUUUGUGCAUUGCACUAUUUGAAGGCAUGUAUCAGCAAUGGGUGCUUACAAAUUUAUCUAAAUUUGCUAAUUAGAAGGUGUUUCUAAAUACCUUUGGAUAUAUAGUGUAGCUGAAUACGUUGAGUUGCGGUUUAAGCAUGCUAACCUGCAUUUCCGAUUGGCCGCACAUCAUAUAAAAGUGUGCUGUGCUUGCUGGGACAUGACUUAUUGAUAGGAGAGUACAUCAGGCAAGAUGACGUUAAUACAGUAUGUGCCCUGUUGCCUUAUUGUAAACUGACCAAGUGGAUGAAUGUGAUGUCUCAAAUGUUGGAAGUAAAAAAAAAUAAACUUCUGAUAUUUUUCUCUUA